GUUCUUUGUAAAGGAAACAUGAAGAGUCAUAUAAGGAUACUCUUUUACACCCACUGGAGACAAUUUUUUGAAUAACUUGGUAUUUGCUAAAGGUUCUUAAAAUCUGAAGUAACCUUUUCUUUUUCUCCUCCAUCAUGGACCUGCUUCCAGCCCAGGAGGCAGCGAAAAUUUACCACACCAACUAUGUGAGGAACUCCCGGGCCAUCGGCGUCAUGUGGGCCGUGUUCACCAUCUGCUUCUCCAUCAUCACCAUGGUGGUCUUCAUCCAGCCCUACUGGAUCGGGGACAGUGUCAACACGCCGCAGGCCGGAUACUUCGGCCUUUUCCACUACUGCAUCGGGAACGCGCUCACCUCGGAGCUCACCUGCAAGGGCAGCGUCUUCGACUUCAACUCCAUCCCGUCGCCGGCCUUCAGGACGGCCAUGUUCUUCGUGGGGACCUCCAUGCUGCUGGUGGUGGGCACCAUGGUGGCUUUCAGCUUGUUCUUCUUCUGCAACGCAGGGAACGUCUACAAGAUCUGUGCGUGGAUGCAGCUAGCCUCAGCCGUGUUGAUGGCGAUGGGCUGCAUGAUCUACCCUGACGGCUGGAACGCAGCGGAGGUAAAGAGGAUGUGUGGCCAGAGGACCGAUAAGUACACUCUGGGAAACUGCACCGUGCGCUGGUCCUACAUCCUGGCCAUCAUCUGCAUUCUGGACGCCGUCCUCCUGGCUCUGCUGUCCUUCACUCUUGGUAAUCGGCAGGACAAUCUGUUGCCGGAUGGCUUCGAGGUGGAGGGAGCAGAAAACUCGUGAACAUAUUUAUUCAAAAUGGAAGGACAAUGAAGAUCCCAGCUGGAGCAAAACCAAGCUGUUAUUUUCCCCUUAAGUUGUAGUGAUAGUCUUCUGGUUAUUUAACAUUUCACCAAAUAAACACAUGUACACAGUUAUUCCGUACUGCAUGAAGAUCUGUUCUUUUAUUGAAUGGUGUGUUUUACAUGUUCGUCUUUAAACAACAAAAACAGUCUAUGUUUUUGAAUGUGACGCUAAUGUAAAUUGUACGUUUUUACCUUUAGGUCUCAGCAGAUAACAUAGCUUACUUUGAUAUGAUCGGUUCGCUACACCAUCACAAAACAUCAGAUCUCACCGACUCUAUAUUUAAAAACAGGUAAAUUAUUACUCAACAGUUGGCCAUACAUACAACCGAGCUCAAACACAUCUUCCAUACACUUUAUUAAAACACAGCUACCCAGCUAAAUCAUUUUAGCUAAGAUAUAAGAUUUGUUAAAAACUGUACAUAACUGUAAUAUACAUAAAGGCAAACUCUUUGGUACAGAUAUAUACAGUUUAUUUUCUUUUUUUUCCCUCCAUUUAAUUGGGCUUUAACAUUUUCUCUCACUGAAACCUUUUACCCCCCUAAACCUGAAUUGUAAUAGGUGUAUGAGAAUACCAGCCUCCCAUGAGAACAAUCAAUCUAAUUUUUUUUAUUACAUACUUUCCAAAUACCAGGUGACAUUAGGUUUGUUAUGGCUAAAUAUGACCUACUUAAUGAUAGUGUCAGAAAGACUCUAGGGGGCCUUAAAAAAUAAACCACAGUCAGUGUAAAUGUCAGCCCAGUGUGCAACUUUCUCAACCUACUUUACAAAUACAAACUUUAUACCCCCAGAGAGAUAAAAGGGGAAAAAAAUCAUUUUUAUAAAAAGUAACAGCACUAAUGAAAAUGUAAGCGAAAGUAAGUCCUUUUGAGGGAACAGAGAAAAGAAAAAAAGGCUACAUAUCCUUGACUUGUUUUGA
Molecule: messenger RNA, 1769 nt
Organism: Xiphophorus couchianus (Monterrey platyfish)
Lineage: Eukaryota; Metazoa; Chordata; Actinopteri; Cyprinodontiformes; Poeciliidae
Gene: lhfpl5b
Product: LHFPL tetraspan subfamily member 5b
Exons: 3
Coding region: 135-791 (218 amino acids)
Biological process (GO): detection of mechanical stimulus involved in sensory perception; sensory perception of sound
Cellular component (GO): plasma membrane
Source: RefSeq, a predicted model, not a curated record